AUGCAGAUCGCUAAGUCCAUUCUUCCCAUUGACCCCAACUGCGGCAGCAUCAUGACCUUCCGCCCCAGCUGGGAGGAAUUCGUGGACUUCACCUCGUUCAUCGCUGCCAUGGAAGCCCAGGGUGCACACCGUGCAGGCCUGGCCAAGGUCAUCCCACCCCCGCAGUGGAGCGCCAGGCAGACCUACGACGACAUCGGCGACAUCGUCAUCCCCAGCCCCAUGCAACAGCUGGUCUCCGGGAAGGCGGGGGUCUUCACUCAGUACCACAAGAAGAAGAAAGCCAUGAGCCUGAGCGACUAUCGCCAACUGGCAAACAGCGACAAAUACCGGGCCCCAGCCCAGCUCAGCUUGGAACAAGUGGAGAGACUCUACUGGAGGAGCCGCGCCUAUGGGGCUCCCCCCAUUUACGGGGCCGACGUCAGCGGCUCGCUCUUCCACCACCACACCACGGCCUGGAACCUCAGAAACCUGGGUUCCCUUCUCGACCUGCUACAACAGGAGUGCGGCGUGCUCAUCGAGGGCGUCAACACCCCCUACCUCUACUUCGGCAUGUGGAAGACCACGUUCGCCUGGCACACGGAGGACAUGGACCUUUACAGCGUCAACUACCUGCACUUUGGCGAGCCCAAGACGUGGUACUCGGUGCCCCCUGAGCACGGGCGGCGGCUGGAGGAGCUGGCUGCACAGCUCUUCCCUGCCAGCGCCCAAGCCUGCCGGGCCUUCCUGCGCCACAAGGUAGCCCUCAUCUCACCCAGUGUGCUGCGGGAGAACGGCAUUCCGUGCCAGCGUGUCACUCAGCAGCCCGGCGAGUUCAUGGUCACCUUCCCCUAUGGCUACCACGCGGGCUUCAGCCACGGCUUCAACUGCGCCGAAGCCAUCAACUUCGCCACUCUGCGCUGGAUCGACUAUGGCAAGGCGGCCUCCCAGUGCAGCUGCGGGGAGGCUAGGGUGUCCUUUGCCAUGGAUGCCUUCGAGCGCCUCCAGCAACCCGAGCACUAUGAGCUGUGGCAGCACAGCCAGGCCCGGGCGCCUGUGAACCUGCCAGGGCCCACGGGAGCAGCCAGCAAGGGGCCCACGGGAGCAGCCAGCAAGGGGCUGAAGGCCUGGAAAGAGGAUCACGAGCUCCGGAGGGCAGCCCUGGGCCUGAGGCAUCUCUCCUCGGCCCAGGCACCUUCCCUGCAGCCUGUGCAGGCCCGAGGGGGCCGAGGCCGACGCCGCAGGCGCACACGGGCAAUGGAGACUUCUCUGCCCAAGUCCCAUACGAACAUCUUCUUGCUGGGGAUCCCCUCUGGCUCCAGCCACAGGGAGGUGCAUUGGAAGACCUGA
This is a messenger RNA of Ochotona curzoniae (black-lipped pika), 1326 nucleotides long. Its product is annotated as lysine-specific demethylase 4D-like. The transcript is spliced from 3 exons. NCBI's taxonomy places the organism in Eukaryota, Metazoa, Chordata, Mammalia, Lagomorpha, Ochotonidae. Gene Ontology annotation, molecular function: histone H3K9 demethylase activity. The record is from RefSeq and is a predicted model, not a curated record. Gene Ontology annotation, cellular component: nucleus. Gene Ontology annotation, biological process: chromatin remodeling. Bases 1 to 1326 code for a protein of 441 amino acids.